This is a messenger RNA of Rhinopithecus roxellana (golden snub-nosed monkey), 800 nucleotides long. It is a transcript of the gene MIA, whose product is annotated as MIA SH3 domain containing. The record is from RefSeq and is a predicted model, not a curated record. The transcript has 4 exons. Gene Ontology annotation, molecular function: protein binding. Bases 263 to 730 code for a protein of 155 amino acids. Gene Ontology annotation, biological process: extracellular matrix organization. Lineage: Eukaryota; Metazoa; Chordata; Mammalia; Primates; Cercopithecidae.
CAGGUACCUAAGCCAAGUCAAGAGAAGAUGGAAUUGAAUAUCUCAACCACCUUGUCUGGGCCUCUGUGAUUGUUGAGGAGGGGGCUGUCACUGGGAAAGCUGUGAGCUGCUUUGGACCUUAUCUGGGAAUUUCCUUGGGCUUGCAGCCUUUACCCUAUCCUUGAAAUGGUUCUGGCUGGGUAGCAACUUCUAGGUGGUGUGGGUGAAAUUUGGGACUGGUUUAGGGUGGGGAUAAGACCAAGAACACAAGUUUCCUUGAGCUAUGGGAGAGAGGGAGGGGAGGAAAUUGGAGACCUCAGCACCCCUUUGCUCACUCUCUUGCUCACAGUCCACGAUGGCCUGGUCCCUGGUGUUCCUCGGUGUCAUCGUCUUGCUGUCUGCCUUCUCCGGACCUGGUGUCGGGGGUGGCCCCAUGCCCAAGCUGGCUGACCGGAAGCUGUGUGCAGACCAGGAGUGCAGCCACCCUAUCUCCAUGGCUGUGGCCCUUCAGGACUACAUGGCCCCCGACUGCCGAUUCCUGACCAUUCACCGGGGCCAAGUGGUGUAUGUCUUCUCCAAGCUGAAGGGCCGUGGGCGGCUCUUCUGGGGAGGCAGUGUUCAGGGAGAUUACUAUGGAGAUCUGGCCGCUCGCCUGGGCUAUUUCCCCAGUAGCAUUGUCCGAGAGGACCAGACCCUGAAACCUGGCAAAGUCGAUGUGAAGACAGACAAAUGGGAUUUCUACUGCCAGUGAGCUCAGCCUACUGCUGGCCCUGCCGUUUCCCCUCCCUGGCUUUAUGCAAAUACAGUCAGCCCAGUGCAAA